This is a messenger RNA of Scaptodrosophila lebanonensis, 609 nucleotides long. Its product is annotated as protein FMC1 homolog. The record is from RefSeq and is a predicted model, not a curated record. Bases 111 to 416 code for a protein of 101 amino acids. The transcript has 2 exons. NCBI's taxonomy places the organism in Eukaryota, Metazoa, Arthropoda, Insecta, Diptera, Drosophilidae. Gene Ontology annotation, cellular component: mitochondrion.
AUUACGGGUUGGAAUAAAGAGUGGCAGCGUGGCGUUGGGUACAAAAAGUGGCAGCGCUGAGUGUCAGCUGUGCACAUUUGGUGUACAUUGUUGAUGAUAAUUUGAUCACGAUGUCUGCAACCACUGUCCUUCGAUCUUUGCUGCAUGAGCUGCGUCAGGCAGCGCCAAAUGGAUGCAUCAAGGAUUCGUUAGCGGCACGUUACAUUUUAGCACAAUUUAAAAAGUUUAAGACAACCGAUCAGCAACUGUGCAAAGCCCGUAACGAAGCGGUCUUUCUGGGCCAGACAUAUCUUACAUAUUUGACGAGCACUCGUAAUUACAAUGAGCUACACAAGGAAUACCAUGGACGUGGCGAACGUUCGGUGAAGGAAACAGCGGAUUUGGUGGGCUUCAAACUACCAACGGAUCCAAAGUGAAACAACGUUUCAUGGAUAUAUGGAUAUUUUUGCAUAGUUUUAUUAGUGAUUAGCGGUGAAUAGUUAUGGUUGUAAAGUUUAACGUGCAGCAUUCUAUUGUAUCAUAGUCCUUAUCAAGGCAAACACACGAUAAGACACACUCAUGAGCUGUCAAGUAUAAAUAAAUAAAUGUGUAUGCACGUUUUAUAUAUUA